AUGGAUACCUCGCAAUCGAUACCAACCACACCCACGCUGGAUGUUCCCGGCUCGGACUCAGUUGCUGGAUCAAGGAAUUCGAAAUCAGUGCGACGCUCAGUAGCGUUUUACCCUAAUAUGAACUCGUCCAACAAGCUCCAGAAGCCUUUCAGUCGCAGUGCCGCAAAACGGGAGAGUGUGAUGGCAUUGGGGAGCAUAGAGCACCUUCAACACUACUUCACGAAGUCCGGAAUCGCAGCUGAAAGCAACCCUUUAAACAAACCCAGUGGUGCGGUGCCCGCCAUAGGAGGCCCAUCCAACAGGCCGUUUCUCCCGAGGCUCAGAGAGUUCGACCUGCCGCCCCCACCUGUCGUGCCGGAGUUUGUGCCACCGGCAUUCCCGCCCUUCGUCAAAACGUACGAGACGGACCCGGCAAACUUGCGCCCGGGAGUCAUCGACGAUCUCUCUGCGGUCGCAGCGGGAUGGAAUCUGGAUGGCCAGCAACGCACGCAGGCACCAGAUCCGAAUUUGCUUAGUGUGGGCGGGAAGAUCAGCGGUCACGUCGACGUGCUUGAGCUGCUCAAGAUUACUACGCGCGCCGUGCGCACCGUGCGGAACUAUCUAGUUUCCCUUCCAGACGAAUCUGCCACGCCGAGGCAGCAGCAGCACUUCCGUCCCCAGAACCUAGCCAGCUCCCCUCUACCCAAGCGACUCGUCUCUCAACCCGACUCUGCCUCGGAACCUCUCACCGGCAUCCGUCGCGGUGCCCUUGAAGUACUGACCGUGCUACGCGAUCUGGAAGAGUAUGCCCGCCUUCCACUCGAGGACGAUGCGUACGAUGCACGUUCAGAAAGCGAGAACGAUUCUACUCCGGACGCAACCGCCACCUCUAGAGGGACAUCCCCGAUUACCCCCCUCGAUGACCACGAUUUCCUGGAUGGAGAACCCACUGUGUCGAUCUCGCUCGUCGAUGUCGGCGGACGUAAGCGCUCGAUACCCAUCUGGGAGGAUGAGGCGUCAAUGUACGACGUGAAUAACCUUAGCGAGGAGGAACGCGAUAAGCGCGACCACUGGGAUGAGCGGCUUGUUCUUGGUGGAGGAUGGCUGUACCGCCAGGACGUGCGUUUGGACCAGCUCGAUCGCCAACGCAUGGUAAUCGGAAAAUACGUAGUCGCUGUUGACGAGGUGCUUUUCGGCGGCGGGUCGGACGGCAAGAGGGGCUGGGAGCGAGAGCGGGAGCGCGUCUCGAAGAAGGAAAAGGACCACCGCUCAAAGCGCAGAGUCAGCGAGGGAAUCACACGACCAGAGGGGCAGACGGAGUCGCACAGAUCGAGCCGGAGGGUCGUAUCGACGGGCAUGUUGGAUGCAAUGCGAAACAUGGUCGUUACUGAAGAGCCAGAAGCUAUGGAAUCUCUCACGGAGGAGGACAGCGUAGACGACGAAGACCUGCCAGAGUGGGCAAAACGGUCAAGCUUCACGGGCGAUCCACUAGGUCGCCUGCACGCCCUCUUGCUGGCGUACCUACCGUCGGCCCUGCAGCCUCUGUUGCCGUCCUCUUCUGCAGACCAGGCUGCUCUGUUGCAAGCCCUUUCCUCCGGCCAGCUGCUUUGCGUGGCGUACAACGUUGGCGUGCGCCGUUCGCGUAAGCCGUGGGGUUUCGUGAGCAAGGACGCGAUUCACGACAUUGCUGCGCUGGAGGCGCAGUCCAAUGGCGAGGCACAACAGAGUGAUAAUGGUAAGCGUGGUUGGACUUUCCGACGAACGGAUAACUUGCAACUCUGGACUGCGGCUCUGAAACUACGUUACCUUGUGCCGAUUAUUUCCUCCACUAGUAAGGCGAAGCUGGCGAAGGAAGGCCUUACCCCCACUGUCGCGUCGACACCGCACGCUUCACCUUCCCACUCUGUAGUGCAUUUUCCAGGCACUAACCCUGAGGACGUGCUCGUCUUCGACGCUGCUAUAGUGGCGCGCCAAGAGAAAGGAUGGGAGCAUAUGUUAGAAACAGUUGUUCUGAAGUGGGUCGAAGCUGUUGUUGACGAGCGCAGAGGUGACAGAUAG
Molecule: messenger RNA, 2037 nt
Organism: Sparassis crispa
Lineage: Eukaryota; Fungi; Basidiomycota; Agaricomycetes; Polyporales; Sparassidaceae
Exons: 4
Coding region: 1-2037 (678 amino acids)
Source: RefSeq, a predicted model, not a curated record